This is a messenger RNA of Archocentrus centrarchus (flier cichlid), 1086 nucleotides long. Its product is annotated as troponin T, cardiac muscle isoforms-like. NCBI's taxonomy places the organism in Eukaryota, Metazoa, Chordata, Actinopteri, Cichliformes, Cichlidae. Gene Ontology annotation, molecular function: troponin I binding; tropomyosin binding; troponin C binding. The record is from RefSeq and is a predicted model, not a curated record. Gene Ontology annotation, biological process: cardiac muscle contraction; sarcomere organization; regulation of muscle contraction. The coding region runs from base 112 to 858 and encodes 248 amino acids. The transcript has 14 exons. Gene Ontology annotation, cellular component: troponin complex.
GCCGCCAUGUGAUCCACUGCUGGGUUUAAAAGCUUAUAGCCCAGAGAGAAGGACACAGUAUACAAUUCCCCAUUUAGCCACAUUGCACGAUCUGAGUGUUGCAUCCUGAACAUGUCAGACACAGAGGAUGCCACAUAUGAAGGACAACGAGAGGAAGAUAUUAUUUUAGAUGCCGCAGAAGAAAAUGAAGGAGAUGAUGCAAAGCCCAAACAAAGGCAUAAUUUUGUUCCUGGCUUGGCAGCUCCCAAAAUCCCAGAUGGAGAAAAAGUGGACUUUGACGACAUUCAAAGGAAACGGAUGGAAAAAGACCUGACUGAACUCCAGACUCUGAUUGAAGCUCACUUUGAGAAGCGCAAGAAGGAGGAAGAAGAGCUUAUUAGCCUCACACAGCGUAUUGAGAAACGCAGGUCUGAGAGAGCAGAGCAGAUGAAGAUCAGAGCAGAGAGAGAAAGAGAACGGCAGAACAAACUAGCGGAAGAGAAAGCAAGGAAAGAAGAAGAAGAAGCCAAGAAGAAAGCAAAUGAGGAUGCAAGGAAGAAGAUGAUUCUGUCCAACCUGACUUUCACUGGAUACAGGCAAACACAGAAUGGGACAAAAAAACCAACGGAGCGAGAAAAGAAGAGAAAGAUCCUGAACGAGAGGCGCAAAGAGUUAAACACUGAUCAUUUGAAAGAGGACAAACUCAGAGAAAAGGCUAAGGAACUCUGGGACUGGUUGCGCCAGCUAGAGGCAGAUAAAUUUGAACUUCAGCAAAAAUGCACGAAGCAGAAGUACGAGGUCACGGUGCUGAGAAAUCGUGUCAGUGAUCAUCAGAAAAUUUCAAAGGGAGGCAGGAGCAAGCGUGGCCUGAGGAAGUAACAGCUGACAUCAGCUGGAGAAAAGCCAGUAACAUCGCAUAUCCAUGGACAACUGAGAAUAAGAAACUCCAUAAUAAUAUUUUCUUAAUACUUGAAAAUGCAAGAACAAAACUCUGAAAAAUAUAAUACACUCUGUAAAGUGCAUGCUAAGUUACUGACAGAUGAUGAUGUGAUUUAACUUGUGUUCAGGAAAGGAGGAUAUUUUUUAAAAUUAAAACCAGACGUUUUG